UUCACACACAGCCUUCUGGGAUUUUAUUAGGCAGUGCCUUGAAUUAAUGGAACAGUUUGGGAAGAAUUGUCUUGAUAAUGCUGAGUUUUCCAAUUCACGAUCUUGAAUCUAUCUCCAUUUAUUUAGUUUCCAUUUAUUUGGAUCCUUAAUGUCUCUCAGUAAUGUUUUAUAGUUGCCAUUGUACACAUUCUGCACCUUUUUGUUAGAAGUUCAGCUGAGUGUCUUCUGCUUUUGAGGCUAUUGUGAAUGGAACGAUUUUCUUUAUUUUCAGGGUGUUUAUUUCUAGUAUAUGUAUAUCUUUAUCUUGUGUCCUAUGAUCCCAUCAAACUUUGUUUUAGUAAUGCAAAACAUGUUUGGUGUACUUCUUGCCAUUUUCUACAUCCCAAGGUGAUGUCAUCUAUGAAUAAAGACACUUUUAUUCCUUCCUUUCUAAUCUGGAUGUCUUCAUUACUAAACUUGUUAAUUUAUUUCACCAGCUAGAACCUGCCAGAUAACGUUGAAUAAAAGUGGCAAGAGGGGACAUCUUUGUCUUGUUCUCCAUCUUAGGGAAAACGCAUUCUAGUGUUUACCAUUAAAUACAAUGUUAGCUGUGGCUUUUCACGAAUGUACUUUAGCAGGUUGAGGAAAUUGCCUUCUAUUCCUGGUUUGUUCAGUUUCAUUCUCUUGAAUUUGUCAGUACUUUUCUAUGUCUCCUAAGGUUAACAUGCGGUUCUACUCCGUAAUUCUAUAUGGUGUAUGACAUUAAUUCAGUUUUGAAUGUUAAAUCAACCUGACUUCCUGUCCCCAUGGUGUGUAAUUCUAGUCACCACUGGUCAUGCUGUAUCAUCCAUUUCAUAUGCUGCUUGCUUGGUUUGCUGCUAUUCUGUCGAGUGUCUAUAUCACAUUAUUCUGCAGGUUUCUUGGAAAAGGUAGGUGGGAGUGAGGAAUGAAAGAUUGGAAAGGGUUGUGAGAAGACGUUCUGGGGAGAUGGUUGUGCUGCAUAUGGACACCUGGUUGUGUACCUUUCUCAAAAGUCUCAAGGCUGUGUCAGUUUUACUUUUUCUUUUAUAUAAAUUGUGUAAGUUUUCUUAAAAGGCAGGUUGGGCCAGGCGCAGUGGCUCACGCCUGUAAUCCCAGCACUUUGGGAGGCCGAAGCAGGCGGAUCAUGAGGUCACAAGGUCAGGAGAUCGAGACCAGCCUGGCCAACAUGCUGAAACCCCAUUUCUGCUAAAAACACAAAAAUGAGCCAGGCAUGGUGGCACGUGCCUGUAAUCUCAGCUAUUUGGGUGGCUGAGGCAGGAGAAUCGCUUGAGCUUGGGAGUGAGAGGUUACUGUGAGCUGAGAUCAUGCCACUGCACCCCACCCUGGGCAACAGAGCAAGACUCUGUCUCAAAAGAAAAAAAAGCAAGAUGAUAGAGAAUUUUCAAGCUCCUAAUAUUGUUGCUUGUCUAACAAGUAAACUUUUAAAAAAAAUUCCCAGACAGCGUAAGUCGUGUGACAGUGGUAAUAAGUGUGAAUAUUGUUUGCUAUUAUUGUCUUUUAAGAAGCAAUCCUGUGUCUUAAGAUUAUUUUCUGUGACUCCUCUCACCCAAUGAUCUGGCGCUGCUCACCUGAGCCGGCGCCUCCCAUCACUCACCUGUAGGUAGGAUUCUGAGUGUCAUUCUUACGUUGAAGUUUAACAAAUACACCAGCAAUGUAUUCCCAAAAACCUUGGUACUGCAUGAAAAGUUAUUAAAUGAAAAAUGUUCUCCUGAAUUAUAGUGAAAAAAUGGAUGUAUUUUAUCAUAAUCCAAGAUAUCCAAUUUGUACAGAUAGAAAAAUCAAUAAUGAGAAUGUAUAAGAAACGAAUACUGUAAAGGUGAUUAGAUUUGUGUGCAAAAUGUGACAUGAGGGUUUGUCGUGUGUCCCGGAGGAAAACGGGGAGGUGGAGAGGCCGCUCCAUGUGAGGCACAUUCUGCUUUCUCUCCUGUUACCAUCACCAGCGUCUUGAUCCUUAGAGAGCUGCAUGGGUAUCGAACACACCGACGUAGAAAUCCAUCACCCUCAUGGGUAUCGAACACACCGACACAGAAAUCACCUGCAUGGGUAUCUGACACACUGAUGUAGAAAUAAAUCAGCUGCAUGGGUAUCUAACACACCAAUGUAGAAAUAAAUCAGCUGUAUGGGUAUCUAACACACUGACAUAGAAAGAAAUCAGUUGUAUGGGUAACUAACACACAGACGCAGAAAUCACCUGCAUGGGUAUCUAACACACCGAUGUAGAAAUAAAUCAGCGGUAUGGGUAACUAACACACAGAUGCAAAAAUCACCUGCAAGGGUAUAUAACACAAACACCAACGUAGAAAUAAAUCAGAGCCCAGAAGAGCAUCUCAGGACUAACCAGGGCUAAACAUAGUCACACUGAGACUCCUGAGAGCCCCACAGGCCCUCCGCCUCCCCUUGUCCUCUCACUUUCUGACUGACACAAGAAAACACUUGAUUUCUUCCCAAACUGCUGUGUAGAGGAAAUGUGUCAGUGCAUCUUUGAGAUGACAGUAUCAAACAUCUUAUAGCAUGUUUGUAUAAGGUGCUUUAGAAGAAAAAUUCAUUAUGCUAAAAUAAAUGGCUCAUUAUCUGAAAAGUGGUUUAAAUUCUCAAGAGUGUCUACGGCAAAAAGUCAUUGAACAACUGUUCAGACUUGGGUGAAGUAAAUCUGUGUUUGAGGGACUGAGAUUGUGGUGCAUGUUUUUGCUGCAAUAUGUAGCAAAUCGCCUUUCUUCUUACACAGAUACCUCUUCUGGCUCCGAAGAUGAAGGCUCAUUGCAGGGGGACUCCCAGGGCACCCCGACCUCCAGCCAGGGCAGCAUCAACAUGGAGCACUGGAUCAGUCAGGCCAUCCACGGCUCCACCACGUCCACCACCUCCUGGUCCUCCACGCAGAGCGGGGACAGCAGAGCUGCCAACAGGCUGGCGGAUGUCAUGGCCCAGACCCACAUGGAUAAUCAUUCUGCACCUCCUGAUGUAACCACGUACACCUCAGAGCACUCCAUACAGAUGGAGCGACCACAGGGUUCCACGGGGUCCCGGACAGCGCCCAAGUACUGCAACGCCGAGCUCAUGGAGACCGGGAAUAGUACGUCCCAAAGCAGAGAUGUGUUUUUUUCUGGGAAACGGUUUGUGCUGAUGUCCCGUUCUGUGCCCGUGACUGGGUGUGUUUCUUCCUGGGGUACAAUCUGCUGCCAUUUUAUCUGCUGAAUAACUAACAGUGGUUCAGCAACUGAGAAAUUCUUGCACAGGUGUUAAGACCGUGAACAGUCACUUAGAAAAGCAAGAUGAAGUUAAAUGUACAACAGAAUUACUGUCAGAUGGGCCGGUAUGUUGCUUUAGACUUCGGAGGAAAGAGGGUCUUUUUAUCCAUGUUGGACACAGAUGUCAGCGACUUGGUAACAGGCUGCGGCCGAGGGCUUCUCCUUCCUUCCUGUGGCCUGGUCUUGGUAUGUUCUGAUUACAGCGGCGGUUUGUAUCACCUAGCCCCUGUUCUGUUUAAGUCUUAGUCCUUCCCCGGAGUCAUAAAAGUCAGUGUAGAACCUAGCAGUGAAUGAAAUACAAUGCCCCCGUGUGAAGCCUCAUCGAGCAGCCUUGGAAUGGCGUAAUCUUGUAGUGCACGGGACUCGCAGGCGGACAAGGAGGCCUCUCCGAGCCCCAACAAGUAGACAGGGAGGACUAUUGGAACCGCGACAAGCACAGUGGACAGGGAGGCCUGUGUGGACACAGUGGACAGGCACAGUGGCCAGGGAGGACAGCGUGGUUGUGUGGAUCCACAGGACACUGUGGCGUCCAAGCACGCGCUCCCAGAGGAGAGGACCCUGUGGGAGCUGAUGCUGGGAGCAGGCUGAGAUUCCAGCGAGUAAGACUCCCUGUGACGUGCACAGCUGCCAUCUGCGCAGCAGCUCCUGAUGCCAAGAUGGUCGUGCGAUAAAUGCACAAAGCACAUCUCCAGCAAAAAGCCGCCGAGUGUCGACAUCCAGGAUAUCCACCGAGGUGGCUUUUUAGUGUUAAUACGAUGAAUGUGAGCAGCAGGUGGUCUGCGUUCUGGGUGUGUGUGACUGUGCCACUGCAGUUUUGUUCUCAUGUCUUGAUGAGCAUGAACGGUUCCUGACGAAGGUAGGUAAGGAUGCUGUGACCUGAGACUCUGCAGUAUUGUAGCUUGAGGAACCAAGGAGUUUUUCUGUCUUGAAAACCUGUCAGGGAGGAUGUUCCAGGUUGGUGACUGCUCCAUGAGGUAUUCAGAGAUCCAGGUUCCUUUCAGACUCCUGCUCUGUGUUCCCACGGACACGGCUGUCCUUGCUGUGGUUGGGGCUGGGUGAUUGCCAUGCUGGCGGGGGAGGGUUAAGGCGAGAGUGGCCAUGAUUUACCUAAUCUACAUAAUGACAGGGAGCCUGGGAGUAAAGUGUAGCCAUGGCCUGGAGGAUGGAUGAUGGAUGUUGGUGAACGACUGGCUGCACUCACCGCAGAUGGCCCAGGGAUGGGAAGGACGACUGAUUAUGCCAUUCAAUGGUACCUGGUUCUUUCAGAUUUGGCUUCCUUAUGGAUUUUCUGCUGUAAAGAGGAGAGAGCCUGUGGUUCUAGGCCAAACAUUUCACUCAUCUCGUAGCAUCUUGUAUCCCUUAGCCAACAUUUUUGUCAAGUUUCAGAAGUCCUAUCAAACAGGCAAGCAUUUCUCAGUUUGGUUUAAUCAUUGGAUUUUAUAUCUGUGUCUGCAUCUCUAUUUUACAUCUAUGUGGUUAUUUGACACUCUGUAGUACCUUUGUAAUAGGUUCUAUUUGGUGGAAGUUACUGUCAACAAACCUUGCUGCUACUUGAAUUUUCAAGGUUGCAAGUAGAAAGGAGAGAAUAAAAACCACAUCUUCUCUAA
Messenger RNA from Macaca mulatta (Rhesus monkey), 4873 nucleotides. The record is from RefSeq and is a predicted model, not a curated record. Lineage: Eukaryota; Metazoa; Chordata; Mammalia; Primates; Cercopithecidae.